Molecule: messenger RNA, 1470 nt
Organism: Cotesia glomerata
Lineage: Eukaryota; Metazoa; Arthropoda; Insecta; Hymenoptera; Braconidae
Product: ATP-dependent DNA helicase pfh1-like
Exons: 2
Coding region: 1-1470 (489 amino acids)
Biological process (GO): telomere maintenance; DNA repair
Molecular function (GO): DNA helicase activity
Source: RefSeq, a predicted model, not a curated record
AUGGAAGUAUAUAACAGAUUUUCUGAUAAUGAUGGGUUCUGUAAUUCAUACAUUACGUGUGCUUCGACUGAUAAAGCUCCAAUAGCUAUUAACGGAACUACUGUUCAUACUGCAUUGAAAAUAUCAUUGUCAAAACUAAUUCCGUUGUCAAUAGAAACAGCACAACAAUAUCGAUGCUUAUUUAAAUAUGUCAAAGUUUUAAUAAUUGACGAAAUCAGUAUGAUUGGUGCCGAGCUCUUGAACCAAAUAGAUGCAAGACUAAAGCAAAAAAUAACCGGAAAUUUUGAUGAAAAUUUUGGUGGUCUAGACAUUAUUUUUAUUGGAGAUUUGCGACAAUUACCUCCAGUCCGUGCAACUCCAAUCUAUAAGCAGUCUAAACAACAGAUGAUUGGACCCUUACUUUGGCGAGGAUUAAAAUUCUACGAAUUAACUCAAAUAAUGCGUCAAGAUAACGAAAUGUUUGCUUCUAUUCUCAUAAAAAUUGGCAGUGGUAUUAUUUUAAAUGAUGAUGAAUUAGCCGUUAUCGAGUCUAGAUUUUUUACGAAGGAAGAAGCCUUGCGCCUGUGUCCAAGUGGUGUACGAUUAUUUCAUGAUAAUGCAUCAGUUAACGCAUAUAACGUACUAGCUUUACAAACUGAAAAUAAAAUAGAUUCAAUUGCAAUGGACAUUAUUUCUGGUUGUACUAAUCAUGAACAAGAAGCAAACAUUAGACAAAAAUUACAUAAGUUGUCAGUGAUUGAUACUGGAGGUUUGCCAUACGAAAUCAUUUUUGUUAUUGGAAAACCUUAUAUUAUUACAACUAACAUAGACGUGGUAGACGGUUUAGCUAACGGCACCGUUGGAAAGCUGGUUCAUAUAGAACAAAAUGAUGAAAAUCAAAUAACUCGCAUAUGGCUCGUUUUUCCAGAUAAAAACACUGGUAUGGUGGCUAGAAGAAAAGCCGCUGCCUUUCUUGCGGAACAUAAUAUCGAUAGACGUGCAGUACCUAUCGUACGUCGAACUUCAAGUAUACCACUCAAUAAUAAUAAAACCAUUGUGGGAAAAAGAAAUCAUUUUCCAUUGAUAUCAGGAUGUGCUAUGACUAUUCAUAAGUCUCAAGGAGAUGAAUCAGUUGACUUACCUAAUUUUCAUUGUAUAGCUGAAUUUAAGAGACAAAAUGUUAGAGCCGCUGGAGUUGCCAUUUAUAAAAACAACAAUACUUCACAUAUUACUACAUUCAACAUGGAUUUAGUAAUUCAAAAUGCUACAGAAGUUCAUGCCUCCCAAACAUCUAUUGGCGAUAUAUGUGCUUCACACCAGUGUGGCCAGAUCGCACGAUUUUUUUACCCCUUCUCUAGGCGUCGCGCGCGCCCGUACACAAGUAAGCGAUGUGUGUCUGUGAGUCGGAAAGCCGAGCGGAGCCGAGAGAAUCCGAGACACGUCGACAAAUCGAGGGGAAUGAAGCCCCUGCCACAAGACACAGAGGAGUAA